This is a messenger RNA of Verticillium alfalfae VaMs.102, 1860 nucleotides long. RefSeq lists its product as hypothetical. The record is from RefSeq and is a predicted model, not a curated record. Lineage: Eukaryota; Fungi; Ascomycota; Sordariomycetes; Glomerellales; Plectosphaerellaceae. The coding region runs from base 1 to 1860 and encodes 619 amino acids. The transcript is spliced from 4 exons.
AUGCUGCCACGGCAGGUGCUGCUGCUGCUGCUACUGCCACUGCCGCCCGCGGUUGCUGCUACUGCCGCUGCUGCUGCUCCCUUCCAAACACAACCUGGAAGCCGCCCAAGCUUCAACCCCACCAGCUUGGCACCCGCCUCCCCCGUACGGCGCACGCCGGAUCGGUGCCUGCAUAUCCAUCGGCGGCGUACUGGCUGUUACACCUCGAUCCCUCAUCAAAGCCCCCAUGCGUCACAGCAAGUGAUGGGCGUCCACAAGCAAACCCCCAAGGUCGCUCAAGGCUCCCCUUCGCCGCGCCGUAACCCCUCCCGCCGUUUACGGCACUCGACACCACCCACAGAGGCCUCGCGUGCGACUCGCAGCAAGCUCACGGCGCAACAUCUCCUGCGAGGCGAUCGAGAUGGUCGAGGGGAAGCACAGGCGAUCAGCACGCCCCAAGCUGGCGACGAUGUGCCAAGGCCUCAAGAAGAGUCCGUGACGGCUGCGGUCACAGCCCACGGUACCCCAGAAACAAGCUGGCAGCGCCGCUCUUCGCUCAUCGGCCAUGAUGCCCGCAGCGAGCACCUCAAGCAACAGAAGCCACUGGCGUCCAAAACGAAAUCGGAAGCGUCCACCAGUCCAGCAUGGGACAGUCCUCUCAUGACGUACUAUAAUUGGGUUGCCGUCAUGAGCUAUGCUGCCGCGUCCGACUCACCUGACGGCAUUGACGUCAACUGGCUCCUCCACACUGCGCGUAGCUGCACUCUGCUUGCCGAGCCUGCCCUGGAUGUCCUCUAUCGUUGCCCGCCCUUGACCAAUGACCACAAGGCGAGAAGCCUCGUUGCUCUGCUGGCGAGACCCCCCUCGCGCACUUUCUACAACUAUCGUGCCAAGAUCCGCGCCCUGCGCAUCGACACGGCCUUCGUCACCAUCAAGCUCAUACUUCAAGUUCGCUUUGCCAAUUUCCAGGUGCCUUCCUGGAACAUGCGCGUGACGAAGCAGGACGAGUCUGAUGACGCUAUUGCCGCCCGCGAAGCAAGGACCAAAAGUUCUCCAGUCCUGGGCACCGCUUGCCCCGACCUCCGCGAACUGCGUAUGAAUUUACAGUAUUUCAGGCACUAUGAUGCUUUCGAUGAUUCUAACCCCUUAUACGAGACGCUGCUAUAUCCCGACCAGAUUCCCACAUGGCCCGCUGCCCUACAGCGUAUCGAGCUGGACAACCUUCGACAGUGGACUGUCGAGGCAGCCACAAACUUCUUCCAGUCUCUGAUUGACAGUGCUGCGCAGCUGCCCAUGUUACGCUAUCUCGUUGUCCGCUGCAUGCUGAACAUUCCGUGGAAGUCGCGCAGCGAGUUCCGUCAUGUGUGGGAGCCCAAGCUGAAUACGAUUUUCCUGCGCCCCAAGUUGUCGCCCCCGCCAGUCAGCAGCAAAGACACCAACAUGCGCAGCAAAUCGACACCGCCAAAGAAGCCCCGCAAAGGGAAAAAAGCAAGCACGGAUAGGCCUGCGCGACAGAGCAGGCGCAUAGCCUCGAAGACGUCGGGUCAAUCAUCGCGUGCGAGCAGCGCGUCCAAGCCCUUGCGGUCGAUCAAACGAAAGCAGUACGAAGAGCCUGACAGCGAUGAGUUUGAUCACGAGGACGACUUGGACGUGGACAUGGAUUCGUCCGAGACAGAAGCGAGCGAGGCUGGGAGCAACGAAGGCAACUCUCCUGCUGGCGCGUCGGACGGCAUCUUCGUGCAGGGUCUCUGUACUGUUGUCGAGAUAAAGUUGGACAAUCAGAAGCCGCGCGAGCAACAGUUUGUCAUGGAGGACUUUGUCGACUCGGAGCGCGGCGACACGGAUCCCGAGUGGGAUAGCCAGGAUGAUGACUUUGAGUAG